Molecule: messenger RNA, 1535 nt
Organism: Lampris incognitus (smalleye Pacific opah)
Lineage: Eukaryota; Metazoa; Chordata; Actinopteri; Lampriformes; Lampridae
Gene: irf4a
Product: interferon regulatory factor 4a
Exons: 9
Coding region: 42-1535 (497 amino acids)
Biological process (GO): regulation of transcription by RNA polymerase II; immune system process
Cellular component (GO): nucleus
Molecular function (GO): protein binding; DNA-binding transcription factor activity, RNA polymerase II-specific; RNA polymerase II cis-regulatory region sequence-specific DNA binding
Source: RefSeq, a predicted model, not a curated record
CGACAGUUGACAGCAUUUAACACCGCCACACCGACAGUUUUAUGACAGAUUUCCUCAGAGGACCGCACUCGACCAAAGUUGAUUGCAAGUUGCAGCUCCCGCAGCGUCCCGUCGUCUUCGGGUUUGCGUUGGCCCAGAUGAACCCGGAGGAGGACAGCAGCCUGUCGCUCAGCUGCGGCAACGGCAAACUCCGACAGUGGCUCGUCGACCAGAUCAACAGCAGGGGGUACCCCGGCUUGGUCUGGGAAAACGGCGAGAAGACCGUCUUCAGGAUCCCGUGGAAGCACGCGGGCAAGCAAGACUACAACAGGGAGGAAGAUGCUGCGCUCUUCAAGGCCUGGGCGAUGUUCAAGGGGAAAUACAAGGAAGGUGUGGACAAGCCAGACCCCCCUACGUGGAAGACCAGACUACGAUGUGCCCUCAAUAAAAGCAAUGACUUUGACGAGUUGGUGGACAGAAGCCAGUUGGACAUCUCCGAACCCUACAAAGUGUACAGAAUCAUACCAGAGGGCGCAAAAAAAGGGAUCAAGAUGGUCAACAUAGAGGACACGAUAUUACACGUCAACUCUCUCAGUUGCUUUUCUCCCUACUCGUCUCUGCACAACCAGGUACCGGGCUACAUGGUGUCCCAGGACAAGCGGGAGUGGCGGGACUACAGCCAGGCCGAACAGCAGCAGCCCCCCCUCCUCCCUCCUCCUCCUCCUCCGCACCACCACGCCGGAGAGCUGCAGUACGGCCACUUCCCGUCGCCGCUCAGCCGGACCUGGCACGGCCUGCACGCGGAGAACGGUUUCCAGGUCACUGCAUCCUUCUAUACAUACUCCUCAGAGUCCCAACCAGCCUUAUUUGCAAUGGACCACAACAAUGCCAUAUCUGACUUCAGCCUCCAUGUUUCCCUUUUCUACAGAGAGUCCUUGGUGAAGGAGGUCACCACCUCUAGUCUGGAUGGUUGUUGCAUUACCUCCUCUUCCUCCUCCUCUCCUUCAUCGUCCUCCUCCUCCCCGUGCCAGGAGGAACGGCUGUAUGGGGCAGAAAUCAUCCUCUUCCCGUGCCCUUACCCAGAGUCUCAGAGGCAGGGCGCCGAGAACCUUCCCAACAUCCUGGAGAAGGGCGUGCUUCUGUGGAUGGCUCCUGAUGGGCUGUACGCUAAGCGCCUGUGCCAGGGACGAGUGUACUGGGAAGGACCGCUGGCACCCUAUACGGACAAACCCAACAAACUGGACAAAGACAAGACGUGCAAGCUGUUUGACACUCAGCAGUUCCUAAUUGAGCUACAGGACUCUGUCCAUCAUGGCUGUCGCAUACCAAGGCACCAGGUGGUACUGUGUUUUGGAGAUGAGUACCCUGACCCACAGCGCCAAAGGAAGAUGAUUACAGCGCAGGUGGAGCCCGUGUUCGCCAAAAAGCUGGUGCACCACUACCAUCUUCAGAGCACUGGCCACUACCUGCAGGGUUACGAUCACAUCCAGGAGCCCAACGGCGCCCCGUUAGGCAACUACCCUACCCAGAAACCCCUGCAGCACAUUCAGGAGUGA